AUGCCACCAAAGACGCCCAACCUGAAAGGAGCCGAACCCCCUGGGGACACCCAGGCCGAGGCGAAGGAACGGAGACAAGCAAUCAACACCAUUAUCGCGAACUGGGGCCAGGCUUUCUCCACCAUGCGCAACUGGAUGCACGUAGACACUUGGCUCCAGGGUAACACAGAGAGGAUGACAGAGUUCACCUGCGACAUGACGACAAUACGCGCAUUCCGAGAUUUGUCAAUCAAUCAUCCGAACCAAGGCCAAGAGGUCAAAGACCAAAUCGAGCAGUAUUAUAUUUUGAGAUACCACACCAAAAGCGCAGGACCCAUAGGGAGUACAAAAGCGGAAAAGAUGACUUACAUCUGCCAGGAUUUGCAGAAACUAGUCGCAGGCGCCUUCAUAGACCAAGCGAAGUUCAAAGUCAACAACACGAAGAAGAGACCAGCAGCGGGAAAGGGGGCUGGGAAGAAACCGGCGGCCAGGAAGAGGGCAAAGAAGAACAAUACUACCGCCACCAUUGGAGACGAAGAUGAAGAUGACACGAUCACAUCCGAGGUAGAGGAAGAAGACACGGUCGUUCCCGAAUCAGACGAAGCAGAAGACGAUGAGCCUCGUUUAGCACCCAAUCCUAAGCCUGCAGCCAAGCCAGCAAACAAUGGAGAGGCAAAUGAGUUCAGACGAAGACUAAGAUCGCACGGAAAGGACGAAGUAGAGAAGGGAGCACAGCAGACGGAAAGGGAAAAGAGCAACGCAAGCGAAGCAGACGAUGACGACACUUCAAGUAUCUUUAGCGAACCACCCGAAGCCGAAACGAUACAUACGUCCGACGACAAAGAUAAGGCACUUGCCCUCAUAUACACAAACUGGCAGAUCGUUUCCCUCCACCUCGACUUCCCAGCCAUGCUACGUGGAGCCGAUCUGGAUGCCCCAGAGGAUACUGGUAUUGAAGAUGUGAUCGUCGAGCUCCUUCGCGACUUGUCCGAACGUUUUCCUACCAAGCGACAAGGCAAGAAGAUCAGCGAGGAACUGGAGAUGCGCUGCAAGAGGAUGAAACGAUACAAUCUCAAGGCGGUUUAUCAAGCCAUCACUGCUACUGCUAGGAGCUACCGCUGGGCAUCGGUAUCGGAGGACUCGCUUGGACUAUCAGCCGAUGAGGGUGUUAACGAUGAGCAAGGCCCUCCGCCCGAGGUAGCGCGACCAGAGGUGGCGGCGCGACCGGCGGCACGACCGAACGGUCAGCGCUGUUACACCGCACGGAGUAAUGAAGCAUCAGAUGAAAUGCAGGCAGCCUGGGAUACAGUGGUAGUUGCUGAAGCGGCGGUCAGAGUAGCGCAAGACAAGCGUACUCGCGCUGCUUUCCAGGGCGAGAAUGCAUACCAACAAGCAACUCGCCAGUUGAGAGUCUCUGAGGCGCAACUUCGGGCUGCUGAGGAAUGUGCGCUGGCGAGAAGUCUUGGAAGACCGCAGAGAGUGGGUGAGAUGGUUGGGCCGGGGGAGGAGGAGCGCACGCAGAGGCGGAGUGGUGAUGGCGGAGGUGUAGAAGGACAAGAGCAGAAUCGGGAAGGGGGAGCUGGGGAGGGUGGAGAUGACGAAGUGGACGUCAGGGUAGGAGCGGGAAAUGGAGAAAGUGACGAGAACGGAGGGGCAGCCUAG
Alternaria infectoria is the source of this 1641-nucleotide messenger RNA. RefSeq lists its product as uncharacterized. The record is from RefSeq and is a predicted model, not a curated record. Bases 1 to 1641 code for a protein of 546 amino acids. Lineage: Eukaryota; Fungi; Ascomycota; Dothideomycetes; Pleosporales; Pleosporaceae. The transcript has a single exon.